Molecule: messenger RNA, 2048 nt
Organism: Apis cerana (Asiatic honeybee)
Lineage: Eukaryota; Metazoa; Arthropoda; Insecta; Hymenoptera; Apidae
Product: dTTP/UTP pyrophosphatase
Molecular function (GO): nucleoside triphosphate diphosphatase activity
Source: RefSeq, a predicted model, not a curated record
UUAUACAAAGAAACAAGAUCAUCAUAAGCCUCAUAUUGUAUUUUACCUCCACUUGAGAAAUCGUUUUAAAUUAAUUAAUGAAAUUGAUAAGAUGUUGCAUCAUAAAACAAUGCGAAAUAUGACGAAAAAAUGCAGCGAAAUCUUUGUUCAGUUGGAAGGCUACAGCGUAAAGAUGGGUCAACCUUUCGCCUUACGAUUAUGUAAGAUCUCGGACUGACUGACCUUUAGGUUCGUUCAUGGCAUGCGGCAUUUACGUAAUUUACCGAUUACGAUGUAUUAGAAUCUUCUGUGCCUAGAAAAUAGUUCUCCUCCCCGCUCUAAUAUUUUUAAGCUACGUUAUAUAUUUGUCCUAUCUCCCUUUUACUUAUUUUUUUCUUCGAAUCAUUUUUUUUGUCAUCUUUCAAUUAUUUAUCUUAACUUCUUAAUGAAUCUAUUAAUAUAAAAAUUAUUUCAAUCGUUCAAAAAUUUUUUCAAAAAUUUUAUUGAUAGUAGAAAUCUAAUUUACAAAUUGGAUAAAUAAUUUUUAAAGUAUGUUUCAUAAUAGUAAAAUGUAAGAAUGAUGUAAAUUAUCGAUAAAUACUUUACACGUGUUAUCAUAAUUAACUUUUAAACAUUUUUAAUCGAUAUUAAUUUAGAAAUAGCAAUUCAAAAUAAUUGUGAAAAUAUGUGUUAGAUAUCGCAUUGUUUGUAUUAAUAAAAUGAUUUCAAUUUUAUAUAAUAUAUAUUCAAUUUUUUAUGCAUAUUUAUUUAUUCAUUUAAAUGUAUAUUUGGCUAAAAAUAUUUUUAUUUAAUUUUUACUAAUAGAAAUUUAAGUUUUCAAUUGCAAGAUAUAAUUUGUAUAAUUUUUUAUAUGGAUAACCUAUUUAGAAAAAUAUACUUUCCUUUUUUUUUAAUAUAUGUAUUUCUUUGGAGAUUAUUUAAUGAAAAGAUAAAAUAAUUAAAAUUGUUCUAUUAUAAUAAUAAGUAAAAUAUUUUUUUAAUUAAAAACAUAAAAACUCUCUUAUUAUAUUCCACUUAUUCAUAUUUCUUUAACAGAAGAUCUCAUAACUGGCGACAUCUGGAAAUAUUGGAUUUAGUAUGUAAUAAUAACGUAACAUGUUACUUACGUAUUUUCUUCUCUUUUCAUCUCCUUGAUAAUAAUAAUAUAAUUUAUUUUUUUUCUUGAAAAUAUAAGGGAAUUAAAAGAUAUAAUAUAAAUUAAAAAUUUAUAUUAUUAAAUUAAAGAUUUAUAUAUAAAUUGUAGAUUUAUAUAUAAAUUUAAUACUAAAUUCUUUUAAACUUUUUAUAUUUUUAAUUAUUUUAUUAAUAUAUUUUAGAAAAAAAAAUAAUGUUAGAACAAACAAUACAAGCUUUAACAACAAGUAGAGUUAUAUUAGCUAGUGCAUCUCCUAGACGAUAUGAAAUAAUGAAACAAUUGGGUAUAAAUGUAGAAAUAGUGCCAUCAAUGUACGAUGAAAAUUUAGAUAGAUCAAUAUAUAAAAAUUAUGGAGAAUAUGUACAAGAUUUAGCAAAAUAUAAAGUACAAGAUGUAUAUAAUAGAUUACAAGAUGUUAUACCACCUUUUUUAAUAAUUGGUGCUGAUACUAUAGUAACAAUGGGUAAUAUUAUUUAUGGAAAACCAAAGAACAAACAUCAUGCUUUUGAAAUAUUAUCGAGUUUAGCAAAUAAAGAACACAUAGUUUAUACUGGAGUAUGUUUAAAAACAUCAAAAAAAGAAGUAAAUUUUUAUGAAUCUACAAAAGUAAAAUUUGGUGAUAUAUCAGAAGAACAAAUAUGGACAUAUAUAAAAUCAGGAGAACCUCUAGAUAAAGCUGGAGGAUACGGUGUACAAGGUCUUGGUGGUUGUUUAAUUGAAAAAAUAGAUGGUGAUUUUUAUACAGUAAUGGGCAUGCCAUUAUAUUCAUUGACAAAACAGUUGAAUGAAAUGUUCAAUAAUAAUUAACCAAUAAUUAAUAAGCAAAAUAUAGUUAAAUAAAUUAAAACUUAACUUAUUUUGUAAAUAAAUUUAUUUGUAAAUAAAUUAAGAAAAUAAAAGAUAAUUUAUAAUU